AUGGAUGAGCACCAGAAGAAACUCAAUCAGCGGCAUGAGGGAAGGCCCCGCAAAGUGAGGUUCAAAAUAUCGUCAUCUUACAGUGGUCGAGUGUUAAAACAAGUCUACGAGGAUGGGCAGGAGCUGGAGCCCCCAGCCAAAGAGCACUCCCGGCGCUUCCUCCGCCACAGCUUCGAGCCGGGGAGCCCUUUCUGCGGGGCCGGGGAGAUGCCCCAGAACAGGUUGUACCCACCAGCCAAGCUGACUGCCCAGCGCAUCAGCAUAUUCAAAGAGGACAAGAAAUAUGGUCUCACCAGCAACUCUCCCCUCCUCGGGGACUGCCAGCCCAGCGACAGCCACUGCAGGGCUUCUCCAAUUCUCGAUUUUGGCAAGAUCAUCAUCUACACUAACAAUCUGAAAAUCAUCCGUGCGCCCAUGGACCAGAAAGAGCUGAUGAGAAGAGUCAUCCAGACUGAGGGGAUAAACGACUGGGCCUUCUUAUACCGGGAAAGGAAAGAAAGGUUCGGUGGUGGACAUAAAAAAGACAUGGAAAAAAAGGUUGCCUGCAACCAGUAUGUGCAGGAGGGAGAUGCUGAACGUGGCUGUUCCCAGUGCAAAGGCUCAGGCUCCGCUCCUUGCUCGCUGUGCCACGGAAGCAAGUUUUCCAUGCUGGCAAACAGAUUCCGAGAGUCCUACCGGGCUCUCCGGUGCCCGGCUUGCAACGAGAGCGGCCUCCAGCCCUGCCGGAUCUGCGCUGCCUGA
Messenger RNA from Calidris pugnax (ruff), 741 nucleotides. RefSeq names its product glutaredoxin, cysteine rich 2 (gene GRXCR2). Gene Ontology annotation, cellular component: microvillus; stereocilium base; stereocilium shaft. The transcript has 3 exons. Bases 1 to 741 code for a protein of 246 amino acids. Lineage: Eukaryota; Metazoa; Chordata; Aves; Charadriiformes; Scolopacidae. The record is from RefSeq and is a predicted model, not a curated record. Gene Ontology annotation, biological process: sensory perception of sound.